UGCUAAAGUCGCAAAAUUGUGUUUAUUUUUGACACUGACUAGAUUAGGGUGUUUGUAAAAUAAUUAUUUUAGAAGACUCACUCAUUUGUCAAAAUGAGUGCCACAAGCAUUCAGAAAGCAGACAUUGAUAACAAACUUGAACGGGAGAGAAAUAAUCUGCUGAAUUUGAAUGAAGCCCUGAACAAGAGCAACACAAACACCAGCAACAUGCUGACAAUUCUGAACAGCUUUGAAAACCGUCUUAGGAAACUGGAGAGUACAGUAGAACCCGUCUACAAUGAAACUGAAAUGUUACGAAGAAGACAAGAGAACAUUGAAAAGACAAUGGUGACUCUUGAGAAUGUGCUGGGUUACUAUCAUAUUGCAAAGGAGGUGGAGGAAUUCAUUAAAGAAGGGCCUCACAAUUUUGGAUUAGAGAAAUAUUUAUCAAUAAUGGACAGACUAGUACAGGCUCAUAACUAUUUCAACAAGCAUAACCCAACAAGUCUGGAACUUACAGAUGUGAUUCGUGUUUACGAUGAUGGCAAAGAGGCGUUAGUGCUGGAAUUCCGGACACUUCUAGGAAGACAUUGUCGACCAGUACCAGCAGUCAUGAUAUUGGACAUGAUUUCAACUGACGAGGAACUGCAGGGAUCUGAAGAUAUCUCUCUAGAACACUUGCCAGAGAAGAUUCUGACAGAACUGAGCCUCAUUUCCACCUGGCUCUUCACUAAUACUAAAAAUACAGAGUACAUGAAGGACUACACUAAAGCCAGAUCCACCAUGCUGAUUCGAUCUCUACAAGGAUUGAAGGACCACCUUAAGACUAACACAGGGAGCAGUGGAAGUUCACUGUUUUCUGUGGGCAGCUCUCCAGCUCCAAGUGGAAAGAUGAAAACUCCCAAGGAUACUCCAGCCAGAAAAAGUGUCAGGAAAAUGGCACACUCAUUUAAACGAAGAGCAGCCACAGCAUUAAUGCAGUCACCUUUUGAUCCUGGACACAGGAGGCAGGGUUCCUAUAACGAGAUGCCAAAGGAAGAGAAUCUUGAUGUAGAAGUGGAUAUUUACAUCACAGAGUUGUCUGCCCUUCUGAAACUUGUACAGAGUGAAGCUCAGCUGAUGUUGGGGAUAAUUGCAGACAAGCAUCACAGAGAUGUGUUCGAUAACAUUAUACAGGAAGGCCUGGAUGCUGUUAUUAAAAAUGGAGAGCUGUUGGCAGCAAAUGCAAAGAAGAGCAUUGCAAAGCAUGAUUUUAUCAACGUCCUGUCUGUGUUCCCGGUGGUCAGACAUUUGAGGACCAUCAAAUCAGAAUUUGAUCUCACUUUAGAGGGAUGUGCCACGCCCACCAGAGCCAAGCUGACCUCCCUGCUGUCUACUUUGGGCAGUACUGGUGCAAAAGCUUUAGAAGAAUUUGCAGUCAGCAUCAAGAGUGAUCCAGAGAAGGCCUCCAUGCCGAAAGAUGGAACAGUGCAUGAAUUAACUAACAGGGCCAUCAUCUUCCUCGAGCCAUUGCUAGAUUACGCAGACACAGCUGGGGCAAUGUUACUGCUCCAUGGAGAACAACCAGCACCCUCUGAAGCUGUUGAUGUGAAAAAGAGUAAACUGAAACUUGCUGACUAUAUCACUAAAACCCUCUCAGCUCUGGGUCUCAACUUGAGCAACAAGGCAGAGACUUACAAUGACCCAACGCUGAGACCAGUAUUUAUGCUGAAUAACUACCACUACAUACUGAAAUCUCUCAGACGAUCCGGUUUGAUGGAACUCAUCCAUACUUGGAAUAAAGAUGUGGGACAAUACUACGAAGAUCGAAUCACUGAACAGAAGAAACAGUAUUCCGAAAGCUGGAGUAGAGUGAUGCAUUACAUCACAGAAGUCCACGAACCUAUCUCACAACAGAGAAUACAGGCCAUGAUUUCUAGCAAGGAAAGGUUGAAAGACAAGGAAAAACAAAAUAUCAAAGACAAAUUUUCCGGUUUCAACAAAGAGAUGGAAGAAAUUUUACGAAUUCAGAAAGGAUAUGCCAUUCCAGAUCCAGAAUUACGCGAGCAAAUGAAGAAAGACAACAAAGACUUCAUCCUUCCUGCAUACCGAAUGUUUCUGGAUAAGUAUAAGAGACUGAACUUUACAAAAAAUCCGGACAAGUACAUAAAGUACUCUGUACAGGAUGUGGCAGAAUUAGUAGUGGACAAACUGUUUGACAUGUCUGCUUAGUAACACUCCAAAAUGUUUGUGAUGUGAAAACUCGGUAUAUCUUUUGUCAUCAGUUUAAAAGCUAGAUUCUUCUUGCUCAGAAGUUCGGGAAAUAUCUCCACCACUUUCAAAAUAUACUAUAUAUGUACAUGUAUGUAUAAAGAUGGAAAAAUGGAACUAAAAUAUCAAUAUCUGCUUUAUUCAUUUUCAGCAAAACUUUUGAAUGUGAAUGCUUAUUUGUUUUGAACAGAACAGUUAUAAUGCCUGAAUAAUGUGCAAUAUAUUAUUGUGAUAAAUAUUUGUUAUAGAUGCAAAUUAAAAUAGAGGAAAAAAUUUCACUUUUCAUUGGUUUUUAAGUGUGCAUGUACUUCAGUAUUUGUACUAUGAGAAAGAAAGAUCUUAUCAUCUUGUCACAU
Molecule: messenger RNA, 2585 nt
Organism: Ostrea edulis (European flat oyster)
Lineage: Eukaryota; Metazoa; Mollusca; Bivalvia; Ostreida; Ostreidae
Product: exocyst complex component 7-like
Exons: 22
Coding region: 94-2190 (698 amino acids)
Biological process (GO): exocytosis
Cellular component (GO): exocyst
Molecular function (GO): phosphatidylinositol-4,5-bisphosphate binding
Source: RefSeq, a predicted model, not a curated record